AAGUGAACUGGGUCACGGCGUUGCCCUUGGCACUUUUGUCUGUACGGUCGUCCAUUAACCGCAUGACGUCAUUCACACCGUUCGAACUUUUGACAGGUCGCUCAUUUCCUGGUCCGUUCAACCCAGUGCACCCUGAACCGAUUGAUGAUCUUGAUCACAGAACGUACUUUACCAAGCUGAAUGUUCUUGUCUCAAGCUUUUCCAAACAGAAAACCAUCUCCCCGGCCCAUCCAGACGCAGAAAUCACUCCAUCGGCAGAGUGGGUGCUUCUCAGGGUGUUUAAGCGGAAGUGGAACGAACCUCGUUGGACUGGGCCAUACAGAGUGACUGAGCGCACAACACAUAGUGUCAGAGUAGCUGGUAAAGGUGACACUUGGUUCCAUUGGUCUUGUUGUUCCCCUACCAACCAACCAGAAAGAUCGUUGGAUACGGUAAGAUUGGACCUGCAGGAACUGCAGGACCAAAAGGGGGAAUCCAACACAGGGGAACAACAACAGGUUGACAUUUCACAACAGCAGGUUGACAUUUCCCAAAAGAACACAAAACUAACACUCAAAGAACUAAAGGGGGACUUAUUCAACAGUCCAGAACAUGAAGCAUUAGCUCACUGCAUUAGCAAAGAUUGUGCAUUUGGGAAAGGAAUAGCAUUGGAAUUCAGAAAAAGAUAUGGAAUAGACAAAGUAGUUAGACAACAGAAAGUGGUGGGACAGUGUGCGGUAACACAGGAAGGGCAAAGAACAAUCUUUCACCUGAUAACAAAAGAGAAAGCCAAAGAUUUGCCAACAUACGACACAUUGAGACAGGCAAUAAAGGAACUCAAAAAACACUGUGAAGAACAAAGAGUAAAAAAGUUGGCUAUACCCAGGAUUGGGUGUGGUUUGGACAGACUAGAGUGGGAAAAAGUAAGGGAUGUAAUCAAAGAAGAGUUCCAAAACACAGACAUAAUCAUUACUGUGUAUGUAAGGGAAUAAUAAGUGGAAAAA
Molecule: messenger RNA, 983 nt
Organism: Paramisgurnus dabryanus
Lineage: Eukaryota; Metazoa; Chordata; Actinopteri; Cypriniformes; Cobitidae
Biological process (GO): peptidyl-glutamate ADP-deribosylation
Source: RefSeq, a predicted model, not a curated record